AUGUCCUCCAACGCGACGGCGACCACCACGCCUGCCUCGACGACGAUGCAGGCGCUCGUGUACAAGGGCCCGUUUAGCGUCUCGAUCGAGUCGGUCCCCGCGCCGCGGAUCGAGCACCCCUCCGACGCCGUGGUGCGCAUCACGAGCAGCGCCAUCUGCGGCUCGGACCUGCACAUGUACGAGGGACGCACUGCCGCCGAGCCGGGCCUGCGAUUCGGCCACGAGAACAUGGGCAUCGUCGAGUCGGUCGGCGACGCCGUGAGCGUGGUCAAGGUGGGCGACCGCGUCGUGAUGCCCUUCAACGUCGCCUGCGGCUCCUGCGCCAACUGCCAGUCGGCCAAGACGGCCUUCUGCACCCAGGUCAACCAUGGCUUCGCCGGCGGCGCCUACGGCUACGUCGCCAUGGGACCCUACCCGGGCGGACAGGCCGAGCGGAUCCGCGUGCCGUUUGCCGAUUUCAACUGCCUCGUCCUCCCGCCGGGCACCGACAACGAGGCCGACUUUAUCCUCCUCGCCGACGUAUUCCCCACGGGCUACCACGGCUGCAAGCUAAGCGGCCUGCAGCCGGGCGAGAGCAUCGUCGUCUUCGGCUGCGGGCCCGUCGGCAUCAUGGCGGGCUACUCGGCCCGCCUCCUCGGCGCCGCCGAAAUCUACAUGGUCGACCGCGUCCCCGAACGCCUCGCCCUCGCGCGCAACUUUGGCGCCGUCGCCAUCGACUUUUCAAAGGGCGAUGCCGUGCGCCAGAUCCUCGACCUGCGCCGUGGGCGCGAGGUGGACCGCGGCGUCGAUGCCGUCGGAUACCAGGCCGUGACGCACGACGGAAAGACGGAACAGCCAAACGUCGUCCUCAACGCCCUCGUCGACCUCGUACGCCCCUGCGGCGGCCUCGGCAUCCCGGGCCUCUACGUCCCCAGCGACCCGGGCGCUCCCGACGACGACGCCCGCCUCGGCGUCAUCAAGUUCCCCUUUGGCCGCUUCUUUGAAAAGGGACUCAGCCUCGGCUGCGGUCAGGCAAACGUCAAGAGCUACAACCGCCAGCUGCGCGACCUCAUCGUCGCCGGCGUCGCCAGGCCCUCGUUUAUCAUCAGCAACGAGGUCAGCCUGAGCGAGGCCCCCGACGCCUACGACAAGUUCCAGAAGCGCAUCGACGGGUAUUCCAAGGUCAUCCUCCAUCCCUGA
Pseudozyma flocculosa PF-1 is the source of this 1179-nucleotide messenger RNA. RefSeq lists its product as uncharacterized. The record is from RefSeq and is a predicted model, not a curated record. Lineage: Eukaryota; Fungi; Basidiomycota; Ustilaginomycetes; Ustilaginales; Ustilaginaceae. The coding region runs from base 1 to 1179 and encodes 392 amino acids. Gene Ontology annotation, molecular function: oxidoreductase activity; zinc ion binding. The transcript has a single exon.